GCUGGAGGAUGCGUCAGGCGCCACGUCUGCAGCGGCCGGACAGUGCUAGAGAGCCUACAGCCAGGGAGCCAGCCAGCGACGGAGCUCUGUGACCAGCCUAGUGCAGCGACUGGCAGUGUGAGGGAUCCCUGUGCGGAUCGUAGUGCAGCGACUGGAGCCUGGGGGUACCUGCAGCCGGUGGGUGUCGGCGGGGGGGUCUGGGUAACCUGGCUGUGUGUAUGGGGGUCAUUACAGCCAGGGGAGCAGAGAUAGGGGCUAUAGUGUGUGUGUAUUGUAUUCUACAACAUUUAGAUAUCACAGAUUGCAUCAACUGUGUUUUUAUAUAUUAUUAUAUUUAGUAUAUAUUGUAAUUAAAGGUGCAAGAGGUGAAAAAUGCACCCUGGUAGUUGAACUGGCUAUUGGCAUAAAUCAGGAUAUGUAUUUAAGAAUUAUCAUCAGUUCCCUUUAACUCUCUGCAUUAGUUGGUUAGUAAGGUUCUCUUUAUUGAUGGGGUGUUGUUUUUCAGAAUGAGUAAUACUUCAGUUUGUACAAGGUGGUUUUGUUGUGGGGAGCCAACUGAGUUUAUCACUGGAGAUGGAUUUUAAAGCUCCUAGGAAAGUUAGGAAAUGGGCCCCUUUUUUGGCUUCAUUCCCAGCGUCAUUUUACUUCUCUGUGGCACAAGUAAACUGUACACAUGGGAUAUUGUGUGACUGUUGUAGCAACUAACUAGUUAACCCUGGGGUUAUGUACUCCCCAUCUUCACCUGUGUGCGCUGUUUUCAGUAUUAAAAACUCCAUGCACUGUUAAAACAUGCUCUUUUUUUUCUAUCUGUUUAAUCGACUUGGACGAGGCUUGCAAUCUACUUGCUUGUGCAGGGAUUUAUAUUUGGAUUACGUUGCAACAUUGUAUUCAUCCUUCUUCCCAGGGAUGAUGUUUUUAGGGUUGAAGUAAAGCGUGGCAGAAUUUUGAGAAGAGGAUCAGGUUAAGCCUUUGCCACGUCACUGGAUUGAAGAAAGCCUCCCCUAUGCUUGAGAACAACCAGGUCUCCUCCCUCCCUGUUACAGACCUUUUGUUCAGCCCAUAUUUUUAUUCUCUCUCUCAUCAGACACAAAAAACAUAUCUUAUGAAAGUACACACUAUUAAACUUCUUGGAAACGCGUAUGCAGUCAUCCGUUGAUUAAAGAGUAUUAAUCAUCUGCACGGCACUUUUUUGAGAGAGUUAAAAUCUGAUUUAAAAAAAAAAAAUGCUGCCAGAUUACAAGCAAAUAUAUAAAUUCUGCAGAGGAGUUAUGCAAAUCUCCGUAAAUUAGCAGUUUAAACAAAUGCUCACUCUAUGGAUUGAGCAAAUAUUCUCUUAAAACUAGUAAAGGUUCCAAACUUUCUCUGCAAUUUAUGCACAACUCGGUGGAUGUACACCAACACUGGCUUAUAAAUAGCUCGCCCUUGUUAUUCUUACGUGUAGUCCUAUUAUUUUUCUUGUUUUUUUGUUUUUAAUUGAUAUGAUGUUUAACAUCUGCUGUUUUUCAAUGGUACUGUUUGGUUUUUUUUAUCAGAAAGCUGAUGUGUCUAAACUGAAAAAUACAGGUGGAAAUUUCGAUUGCUCUUUGUACCUGUUCUGAACAUUUUACCAUAUCUUAAUCUGGUUUCCUCUUGUGACUUUUUAGAUGGAUUUUUUUUUUCCUUGGAUGAGCAAGAGGUCAAACAUUACAAUAUCUUUCAGUACAUCUUUCAUGCUUGCAAACGUUGCCAGGGGGAGGGAAAAGUGCUGAUAACUGCUGAUUAACCCUCUACAUACCAAUAUUUACUAUGUUGAAAGUAUUUGCCGGGGACAGCAGCCAUCUUGAAGCUUCUGUGACAUACAACUUCUGUGAGAGAACUCUAUCUCUCUAUCUAUCUAUCUCCUGGUUCUAUUUAGUUUAAGGCACAUAUACAUUUGGAUGUCAGUUUUGGUGGGAUCUGUUUAUUUGUGUUUCUUUUCACAUGAGUGGUAGUUUUAUGCCAAUAUGCCUUUAGCCAUAUUCCCUUUAUUUAUAUUUUAAUCAUAAAUGCAUUCUUAUUACCAUUGCAAAAUGGACAAUGCAGUGUUUGCUGUGUAAAUUCACAUUACGGUUCUAAACUAAACUGUGAGGAAUUGCAAAUUUUAGGCCAAAAAUGCUAAAUAGUCUUGGCUAUUUGGGCUUAACAUUUGCAGCUUCUACAUUUUAGUGAAUAACCCUCCUCAAUUAUCUUGUUUUAGUUUUACAUUUAUAUACUGAUCUUUAAAAUGAGCUGUGCGGAAGACACUGUGAGAAAGUUUUCUUUAAUAAUGUAUGUUUAAAGAUUACUUGUCAUGUGAGUUACAUUGGCUAAAAUGUAGUAGGCAAAAUCCAUUUACACAUUAUAGGUAAUAGUAUGAAAUAGUUUGAUUUGCCAUGAAGUCACUAUUUUGGUUUAAAUGUGUGGUGGUGGUGACUUCAUUUAUAGCUUAUCUACUAUUGUACCAUUACCUUGCUAUGAAGGACACCAGUGACAAUCCUCAGAUAAUGCAGUGUAUCGGCCCAUUUGAAAGCAAUUCUGCAUUGUAUUCUUAGAACAUUCCACCCCUCCACUGUCCUAGUUUUGGCAGGUAUGUGUAUGUCUGCCAACAUAUACCCAGCACCCCGGUGAUGUCCGCAAGCAAUGCAAGGAAAGUGCCAAUUUGCUCAUGAUUUAUCAACUGAUCUUGUCCUCAUCAUGUGUUUUACGUGGCUAUAUAAAUUUGUACAAUGGAAAAUGUGAACAUUUUAAAUACUAUUUGCAGCUGUUAUUUACUUGGCGAAGGCUUCUUUAAAUGGUCUAUGACGGUGUUGCUUUUUUUACAGGCCAUACAGCAGUUGAUGAUAGGAUCUGUUCUUUGUCUCCUGAGGGAUUAUAGCUUCUGUAUUGCUGUGUAAUUACAUGUGUUUUGCUGCUUGCAAUUGUUAGCUUUCAUAUUUUCCCCUUCUUUAAUUUACCCUGCAUUCAUAAUUUUAAUAUUACAUUGAAAAUGAAUCUCUUGUGUGCUUGUCUUUUUUUUAUUUUUUAUUAUUUAUUUAUUUAUUUUUAGGAAUAAUGAAUCAGACCGACAAAACUGAAGAAGAGGUCCCAUCUUAUCUGCGAGAUGAGGCACCAGAAGGUAAUCUUUAGCAUUUUUUUUCCUGCAAAAAGUUUUAUUUGACUUUCAUAAAAUAAAAUAUCAAUCCUAACAGACUAACUAUUGUUUUAUUAUUUAUUCAUUUGAUUGUUAGAUUUGAGGGCUUUCAAGGUUAGAUGUGCUUGCCUUCCAGCACUUUGUCCUGUUGGCCUUCCACCUUAGCGGAGAUUAUCAAGAUUGAUGGUGUCAGCCAAUCCAAUGUUUUCACAUGUGGAAACAUUGGGAGGCUAGUGCAUAUGCACAGCAAAACACUGUGGUGCGCCUAACCGAUCUCUAUGAAGCCAUCUAAUUGAAAUAGAAACGUUUUACUCUAUUUCAGCACUAGAGUCAUUUAAACCAGUUGCCAUUUCUGCAAUGUUUUCACAUCUGGGUUAAAACAACAGGGACAUAGCACCCAGAUAACUUAAUUGAGCCUAUGGUGUUCCUUUAAGGACGCAAGCAACUUGGACAUUUUUGCCGUGUGUGUUUAACCACAAUUACCAUCUUUCUUAUUUAUUGAACCAAAACAUUCUAAAUACUGGUUUUCUUUUUUUUUUAUUUUUUUUUUUUUUAUUUGUUUAGCUACAAAAAGGUAUGUUAAGGGAUCCUAUAGUUUAAGGAAUACAAAUAACCUAGGCAAAAAUAAUGCAGGUUUAGUUACAGUAUAUAAUCAUACAUUGCAUAAGCCCCCACAAGCCUGCUGCAACAUCAGUGUACCCCAUUCUUAGUCUUAGCAGGUCCUAUCCUAGCAACCUAAUGCCUGAUUUUAUGAGAUUAAUCCAUUUAUUGUGGAAAUGCUUCCUCCUGGGACUCUGCAGGGCAAGGUAAAAUAGUGCCCUGGAAAAAGGCACUUGUGACAAGGAGGGGUGCAAAGCCAGAGAGAGAGAGAGUUUUAAACCCCAAAUUGUGACUUUAAAUUACCACAUGAAAUCAGAGACUCUCACCUCUAUAGUCACAGCUCGGCAACAUGGAGGGUUUCACCUAUAAGGACAGGAAGCUGGUAGUACAUAAGGACACACUGGAUUAUUAUAACUCAUCCCUCUUUCCUGUAAUUGUCCUAGCCGGUAUCUAAAAAUUAAGUACUGUUUGACACUCAUUCUUGAUAGCCAUCAAUAAUUGAAAGUUAAUUUACAGACACCCUUUAUUGGUUUCUCUCUCUGGCUGCUUAGGGGGUGCACUUUCCCUGGUGCACCCAUCUGGAUCCAUUCCUGGAGUGUGGUCUGCACCACAGUAAUCGAUCCUUCGUGGCCAGGCACUCAGUGAGUCAGAGCUGACAGGAUUCCCAGCCUGUGCUCUGACUUGAUGAGUGCUGGAAUGCAUGGGAGAGAUCACAGCACUAGCUCCUGUGGCAGGACUUAAAGGACCACUAUAGUGCCAGGAAAACAUACUCGUUUUCCUGGCACUAUAGUGCCCUGAGGGUGCCCCCACCCUCAGGGUCCCCCUCCCGCCCGGCUCUGGAAGGGGGAAAGGGUUAAAAACUUACCUUUUUCCAGCUCUGGGCGGAGAGCUCUCCUCCCCCGAUCCUCCUCCUGGGCUGAAUAUGCGCGCGCAUUCAGCCCGUCGCAUAGGAAAGCAUUUAGAAUGCUUUCCUAUGGACGCUGGCGUGCUCUCACUGUGAAAAUCACAGUGAGAAGCACACAAACGCCUCUAGUGGCUGUCAGAGACAGCCACUAGAGGAUUAGAGGGAAGGCUUAACCCAUUAAUAAACAUAGCAGUUUCUCUGAAACUGCUAUGUUUAUUAAAAAAUGGGUUAACCCUAGAAGGACCUGGCACCCAGACCACUUCAUUAAGCUGAAGUGGUCUGGGUGCCUAGAGUGGUCCUUUAAAGCUCCAAAUAUCUCCAAGUCCCUGGCAUCCGGUGAUAGGAAUUCCUGAUGUUUCUACUCCUGUAAAAAAAAAUCCCCAAUUAUAUUCAGCUUCAUCAAAUUGGUUCAUCUUUUGAGAUCAAGGAGUACAACUGACACUAUCCUGUGAAGCUACAAUGACCUAUAAUUAACCUGAGCAUUUAAAAUUUUACAGUUCAAAUCUGUUUUGUUUGUUUAAAGUUCUAUAACAGUUUGACUGUUCAUAUUAUUCUACAAAGGCCUACCAUUUCAGAAAGUAGACACUUCAGGGUGUCUCAUAUGACAUAUAUUGUGCUUACAUUUUUUUUCUACAGUUUGUGGUAAAAUUGUUUUUGCAUUUUUUUUAAGAUACACGUCAUUUUGUAAAUCUGAAAAACCAGAAUAAUGCAAAGUCAGCUUUAUUUUACAAUACAAUGCUAUAUAUAUAUAUAUAUAUAUAUAAUCUAUCAAAAAAAAAAAAAGCCAAACAACCAAGUGAUAACACUAUACGCAAUUCAAAGAAAUAGUCUGCCAAAUUGAGACGUUAGUCACAAGACCAACCCCCAACUUUUGGCACGCUCAGGUGUCUUUGGGCACUUGUCGGUGCAUUGGUGAUAGGUCUGUGUUUUUGUACUGUGAGUGCUAGUGCAGAGCAGAUUCUUUUACCGUGUGUUUUUGCUAGUGAUGUAGUGUGUGUGUUUGUAAGGAAUGUAUUUUGAGCUGAUGAUGCAGUGUGCAUGUGUGUGGUGGAUGUAGUAUGAGAUAUGGAAGGGGUCAGAAACCUGCGACACUUGUGCCAUGCACAGUGCUCAAGACUGCCAUAGUCAAAAAUUGUGAUUGAAAACCCCUUCCACCUUAAUGUCUGUGGAUAGUAAAUACAAUGUUAAACAAAAAUCUGCACACCAAUCAAGCCAUAAGACUUGCUUUUCCCACAGGAAUAAUAAAUUUGCAGUGAUAUUACUCCUGCAAAGGAUUCUGGGUGGACAUAUGCAAAUUAGUUUAACAAAGAAUCGCAUUUUUGCCUCAUUCCAUUUUAAACAUGAAUUCCUUUGAGUCUGUGUUUGCUGUAUACAACAGCUUUUGAAAUACAACUUUGGAAAAGAUGCAAAGCCAGUGAACCACUCAUGGACAGCUGUUUCAUUGUUAAUGCAAAUCAUCAGCAUUAGGUUGGCUGCUGGCUGGCUAGUGAGGCUUGGCUGUACUUGCAAAGCAAAAAACAAAAAAAGGUAUGGUGGGGAAAAACACCUUCACCUGAAGUCUGUGGAUAGUUAAAGGACCACUAUAGGUACAAGACCACUUCAGCUUAAUAAAGUGGUUUGGGUGCCAGGUCCAGCUAGGGUUAAUCCUUUUUUCUAUAAACAUAGCAGUUUCAGAGAAACUGCUAUGUUUAUAAUAGGGUUAAUCCAGCCUCUAGUGGCUUAAAAAUGCUUUCCUAUGGACUUGUCGAAUACGCGCGCGGCUCCUGCCGCGCAUGGGCGUUCAGCCAAUGACGUCGCUAUGGAGGAGGAGGAGGAGGAGGAGGAGGAGGAGGAGAGAUCCCCGCCCGGCGCUGGAGAAAGGGGUAAGUUUAACCCGUUCCUCUCCAUCCAGCCCGGCGGGAGGGGGACCCUGAGGGUACUAUAGUGGUCCUUUUUAAUACAAUGUUAAACCAAAAAAAAAUAAUAAUAAAAAUAAAAUGUAUAUUUUUUUCUUUAUAAACCUGUGUUUACAAUUGUUGUAUUUAUUUUUUAAACCAGCUUGUUUGUAUCCUCGAGCAGACCGUCAAUAAAUACAUUUAAAUAGUCCCUCCUCCUUCCCCAUUAAAACCCCGGACCCCAGGAACGUCAGUAUUCUUUCUUGUCCCAUUCAGGAUGAACACGCUGACUGUUCUUGGAAGUCUGAGGCGCACAGGCUGCUGUCUGGUGGGUAUUGGGCCGAUAGCUCCCUGGAAGGUGAGCGGAGUGCCACACUCUGCGUCCUAGUUACAGAGCAAGCAGGAGAAUCUGCCUUCUUAUGCCGUGUGGAGACCCGCAAUGGGUAAGAGGUGGUCUGCCAAUGGAAUUGCAAGCUCGGAGCUUGCGCACAGCAGUGGAAAGCACGCCCGGGUGGCCUUGCGUUCCACCACCGUUCCAAAUGCGCUACAUGCACAAUUCAGAACUUGAAAUUUCGGUGCCAAAUUCACAAAAUGGUGACCAUUAAAGCUGUGCAAACAUGCUUGUUGUCUGGAGAAGGAAUACUGUGUCACCAGCCCGCCCACAUGGUUCAGAGGUCUUUAAGGUAUGAGAUGUUUUAUCUUUUCAUUAAAGGCAUAAUUUUUUUUAUUUAUUGCAGAUGUCUAGCCCAUUGUCUCUUAAAGAAUUAGACAAGGAGAAAAUGUCGGCACCUGCACCCAAGAAGGCUAUGUUUAAAACAAAACUCCUACUCUGAAUGCGCUACUCCACUCCCUGAUGGAUGCAAAAAGAAAAUGUGCAAAAGCUGCACUUCUGAAAAUUUGGAGAAAUCUUUCCAGGGUAAACUUUCCCAAACAUUUAAAUCUUUUAAAGAAUCUGCUAAAAUGCAUGUUCCUUCUCAAGAGAAGCAUUCAAUGAAAUGUGAGAAAGAUCUCCCUCAAUGUCCGUAUUAUCAUCAUGGGGAAUGCUCUGAUACUGCAUGCUCAUCAAAUUCUAGCAAGGCAUCUAGUGUGGAAGAAGGUUUUUUUCCUGUCGAACACCUGAAAAUGUUAGAGGUAUCGGCAGUGUUAUCUGAGGACGAUGCCAAAAAAAGAAGAUAAAGGGUUUUCCGAUAGACCUGAAGUUAUUAGAAUGUGUGCAUAGAGAAUGGAAAAAUCCUGAGAAAAGGGCAUUCAUUUCCAAACAUUUUAAGCAGCUUAUCAGACUCCAAGAAGGUUUAACCCCUUAAGGACCAAACUUCUGGAAUAAAAGGGAAUCAUGACAUGUCACAUAUGUCAUGUGUCCUUAAGGGGUUAAGUUGGGAAGAACUACCAAAGGUAGAUACACAAAUGUUGCAACUGUCCAAAAAGACCACACUACCCAUCAAUGAAGUAUUUGGCCAAUGGACAGAAGAGUGGAAAUGUCCUGCAGAAUAAUCUUCCAAACAGCAGGGUUUCAAAGUAAAGCUGCUAUUGCGGGAGUAUUACAUAGUUACAUAGCUGAAAAGAGACUUGCGUCUAUCAAGUUCAGCCUUCCUCACAUUUGUUUUUUGCUGUUGAUCCAAAAAAAGGCAAAAAAACCCAGUUUGAAGCACAAUUUUGCAACAAGCUAGGAAAAAAAUUCCUUCUUGGCUCCACAAUGGCAGUCAGAUUCAUCCUUGGAGUAUCUGUCAUGAGAGCACAGAAAGUUUGGCUUCAAGAAAUUGAGAGCAGCCUGAAGGAAGGAUUGGAAAAAGAAAUUCCUCAACUUUUACAUAAUAUAAGGUUGGCUAGUGAUUUUAUGCAGAAUCAGUGGAAGGCCUGAAACUGUCGACAUGUUCAAUGGGACUUCCUUCAGUAGCCAGAAGGGCUGUUUGGCUGCGUUCAUGGUCCACUGAUCCAGCAUCAAAGACUUCUUUAUGUGAACUACCUCUACAAAGUGGAAAACUGUUUGGUUCUCAACUAGAAGCAAUGAUUAAGCAAAUGUCUGACACGAAAAGAGCUUUACCUGAGAAAAAUAGAAAUGCGCAAAAUUUUUAGAUUCCAUUAACAGCCUUGAAGAUCUGGAUAGUUUGAUAGGAACAGAUUUUAUUUAUUUAUUUUCGAAGACCAACAAAAGACUACAAGUUUCAAGACAAAAAUAAGAGGUUCUGACGCCAAAGUCAUAAGAAAGGGCUACAAAAUCAAAUUCUCAGAAACUCUGAAACCUUGUUUUCUUCUGUCCUCUUACCCAUCUCAAAAGAAAAAGGAAGCUCUUUGGUCAGAAGCAAUGGCACUGUUAAAAAAGGGUGUGACAGAAAGAGUGCCAAGACGUCAGGAAGAAAAAGGGGUAUAUUCCAGAUUCUUCCUGGUCCCAAAGUCAGAUCAGUCUGACAGGACCUAAAGAAUAUCAACAAGUAUAUUCCAUACCAGAAAAUCCAGAUGGACAUGAUUCACUCUGUCACUCACUUAUUGAACAAACUGAAUUUUAUUGCAACUUUAGACCUAAAGGACGCCUAUCUUCACGUUCCUAUGGCUCACUCCGGUUCCAGUAUCCAUCACUUCCAAUUCAAUGUCCUUCCCUUCAUGCUCGCAUCAGCCCCAAGAAUGUUUACCAAAAUCUUAACUGCAAGAUUUAGGGAAAUGGGUGUUUCUUUACUCCCAUAUCUGGACGACUGGAAUCCAGAAGAAAGAAAAAACUUUUUUCUAAUUGCAAAGAGCACAAAGCAGUCUGGUAUGCCCUAGUAAACUUUAAACAUUGGAUUCUGAACAAGGCAGUAAAGAUACAGUCGGACAACAGCACGGCGGUAGCAUAUAUCAACCGUCAGGGAGGUACUAGAAUCAGAGGCCUGCAUGUUCUUUGUGGGGAGAUUAUGAUUUGGUCACAGAGGCACUUGGAAUCUAUUUCAGCGGUUCACAUAAAAGACGAACAAAAUGUGGUAGCAGACUACCUCUGCGGGAACAAAUGGUCACAAACAAAGUCUUCGCAGAAUUAGUGGAAAAAAAAUUCAAUCUUCCGGUAAUGGAUCUAACGACAAGGAGAUGGAACAAAAAAGUGCAGAAGUUUGCUUCCCUGUUCAGACAGGACACCCCUCAGGUUCUGGACAGCAUGUCGAUCCCCUGGUGUUUCAGUCUAGCAUACCUUUUUCCUCCUAUCUCAAUGAUCCUGAGAUCUUUGCAGAAGAUCAAUGCAGAACAAGCUCGAGUGAUUGCUGUCCUCCCAUACUGGCCAAACCAGAGCGAUUUCUCGGCAUUGAGACUUAUGGCACUGGACUACUGAGACUUUUUUUAUUCUCAGAUCAACUCCUGGAAAAUGUUUGUUCUUCCGGAAAAAAACUAUUUGCAUGUUCAGAUUGACGGCCUGGCUGUUGCAAGGUUAAUUUGAGGAUUUGGAACAAAUUUCUCCAUUGGUGUGUUCAGCAUAAUUGCUUUUAUUGCUGUCCCUCUGUCAAGACAAUUCUUCAGUUUCUGCAAAAAGGCUUUGAAAACGGUCUGUGUGUCUACUUUAACCUCUUAAGGACGAAACUUCUUGAAUAAAAGGGAAUCAUGACAUGUCACACAUGUCAUGUGUCCUUAAGGGGUUAAAGGUUUAAAGCCAUUUUUUGCUGCAAGAGUUUGCAACAUUGAGGAGAUCCAAGCCAUUUACAUUUUAUUGGAAUUCAUGAUUUUCCAUCAGGACAAGGUUGUGCUGUAUACUAAGCCUUCUUUUUUACAGAAAGUUCUUUCAAGAAAAUAUCUUAAUGAAUGUCUGGUGCUUCCAUUAUUCUGUAGUUCAGAUCAAGAACGGAAGUGGCAUAACCUAGAUGUUCGCAGAGCUCUUCUGAUUAUUCUUUAUUAAUUUUCAGGGAAAAAAGAGUAUGGGAGCAUCUAAACCCACUCUGGCGAGGUGGUUAAUGGACACCAUCAAGUUGUCUUAUGACUUGCAUGAUGUUAAAUUACCUUCCUCCAUCAGAGCACUCAACCAGAGCCAUGUCCACUUCAUGGGCUGAAAAAUCCAACGCCUCUCCUGAACACAUCUGCAAUGCGACAACAUGGUCCUCUUUUCAUACAUUCAAGCACUGUUGUCUAGACAUCUUCUCGUCCUCUGAGGCUGCUUUUGGGGGAAAGGUUCUGCAAGCUGUAGAUAGCUGAGGCCCACCCUUUUAAUGUCCCAGGGAUCUUGUUAUAUCCCACUGGUACUGCCACUAUAUGCCAGGAAAAACAGAAAUUUUACUUACCGUAAAUAAUUUUUUCCUUAAUAUAGUGGCAGUAUGAUUCCCUCCCUCUUUUGAUAAUACAUUUUAUAUUGAGCAUGAUAUGGCCUAUUGUGUCUUUUCAUUUACUUAUGGUCCUGAGGUAAGUCUGGGGUUUUAAAGGUGGAGGAGGGAUUAUUUAAAUGUUUUAUUUAUUGACAGUCGGCUUGUCCAUCAAGAGGAUACAAACCCACUGGUACUGCCACCAUAUUAAGAAGCAAAAAAUUUACGGUAAGUAAAAUUUCUGUUUUCCACAGCAUUCUUUUCUCAUAUUGUCAAUGUUGCCAGUACUAGAGGAGGGCACUGUACAAUAUAAUAGUCCACAUACGCACUAAUGUAUCGCUACAAAGCAACUGCAGCACUCCUAAAUAACACAAAGCAAAAAAAAGCAACCUACACACCUCAAUUUAAAAAAAAUAAUAAAAAUAAAUAAAGAGGAUUGGCACGCCAAGGGAUUUCAAAAUCUUGUUUUGGCAUAGUACUAUUAAAUGGUUGCCUACCCUUUAGAUUGGGGAUGCAGGAUGCGAUAGCUCCACUCCUCACGUCUUAUCUCCCGACUGCCAACUCCUACGUCAUGGGGCUCUUGAUGCCUGUUUAGCCAUUCGGGUGGCCAGCUACAGCAUGCAGAUAAUGAGAUACAAAGGGGGAUUCUGCCACACUGAUCUAGGAGACAGCUGAGCCAACUCACCGCGUUGCCACAAAGUAAACAAACAACUGAAGUUUCUACACGUACGGCAGGUAAUAUUGGCAUGCCAGAACUUCAAUGAGAACCUAAGUGUAUAUAUCCCUGAUUCCCAGGGCUAAUAAGUCUAACUUCUGCUUUGGGGACCCAGGGCAUUUCAGGUACCAACUUGGGGCUCUAGGCUAGGUCAGUCCCCCUCACACCCUCUGAUGCCUUUGAACCUGACUAAUUCAGUUUUUACAGUUGGAAUUUUUUAGAUGGAUUUGUUGGACCUAUGUCUAAUUUUGAAACCUCUGAACAGUUGGAACACUAAUUCUCACUAACACUCAAACCCCAGAAUAAAAUUAGAGGGAUACAGUGCAGAGCUCUCUGAUUAUUCUGUUAUGGAUCCUUAAAGAAAACCAUAGUGUUCAGAAUAUAAACGUGUAUUAUAAUAGUUCUAUAGGGCUGGAGUAAACAUUUAGGUAUCUGGGCCUCCCUCUCUGUGGCUUUAAAAGGUAUUUUACAUACCGUUUCUCCCUAAAUGCCCUUCAUUCAUUGCUGAGGUCAUACAUUUUUUUCCAAUCCAGUGAUUUCCCAGAAAGCAUUGUGAGGCUAUUGCACAUGCGCGGUAAAAUGCAGCACUGCACCAAUCAGGAUCACCUUCUAGAGAUGCACUGAAUCAAUACAUCUCUAUGGAGAAUGGUCAGUAUCUCCAUGCAGAGCGUGAUUGUGUAUAUGUGUGAUUAUUUGUAUGUCUGUGUGUGCAUAUAUAUGAUUGUGUGUAUGGGUCUGUGUUUGUGAUUUUGUGUGUGUUUAGUAGAUAGCUCCCUAAUUUGGUUUUCUUAAAUAUUGCAAUCCCACAUAAGGAUAACAUAAGGGAGUUAUCUACUAAAUAAAUUAAAUAUCCAAAUUAAGAGAGGUGCUUUUAAAGUUUUAUUAAAUGUAUUCUAUAUUUUAUGUGUGGUUCAAGACAAUUACUCUUAGCUCAAUGUGGCUCAAGGAAGCGAAAAGGUUUGAGAACCCAUGUUUUAAGGGUAACAAUAUGCAAAAAAAUAUUAUUUUUUUUUAAUAUGCAUUCUUAUUUUUUUUAUUUUAUUUUUUGCGCUUUUAAGACAUUCAAAACAUAUACAUUACAUCAUUAUGCCAUGGAAUUAUUACAUUAACUACUAUAUUUUAGAUCCUAAGAUCUGCUCCUUCUUGUAUUUAUGAAGCAGAACUUAAUCUUUCCAGCCUUGUGUUUAGGAGCUUUUCUGGGAAGCUCCUGCCCUACAUGAGCAGAAUGCUCUUCCCAGCUGUACCAGCACUUUAUUUAGUCUACCCCAAUACAAAAAGAAAGUGGCCCUAUCCUCUUUUUCCUACAGAGCACCGCAAUUAUGGAACGACCUCCCGCACACUCAAAUCUUCUCCAAGCCUAAAAUCCUUUAAGAGAUCUCUCAUUACAUACCUCAAAACAGAAUGCACGUGUCAUGGUUGAUUAUUUGUUUCCUACCUGUUCUAUGUUAAGUUAUAUAAUGUGUAUUAAUAUUGUUUUUGUAUUUUAUUGUAUCCUAUUGUAUCAAUGCAAUGUUUUGUGGACCCAGGACAUUGAAAACAAGAGAAAUCUUAAUGUAUCUUUCCUGGUGAAAUAUUUUAUAAAUAAAUGUUAUUCCAUUUACAUAUAUACAUAGAUACAUACAUACAAUUUUCUUCGCACAGCCAUGGUUGUAUCUAUUUUUUUUUAAAGGACCACUAUAGGUCCAGCUAGGAUUAACCCUUUCUUCUAUAAAGAUAGCAGUUUCAGAGAAACUGCUGUGUUUAUAUCAGGGUUAAUCCUGCCUCUAGUGACUGUCUCAUUGACAGCCGCUAGAGGCGCUUCCGCGCUUCUCACUGUGAUUUUCACAGUGAGAAGACUGCAGCAUCCAUAGGAAAGCAUUGAGAACGCUUUCCUAUGGACUGGCUGAAUGCGUGCGUGCGCGCGUGCGCAUUCGGCCUGAUGAGGAGGAGAGUUCCCCGCCCUGCGCUUGAAAAAGAGGUAAAUUUAACACCUUCCACCACCUAGAGCCUCUCAUUCUUAAGCAAUAAGAAACGUUAACUUUUUUUUUUUUUUUUUUUUUAAAGCAAAAAGCUUUUUAAGUAGUUCCGUCCACUCCAUCUGAUGAGUGAAUUUGGAGUUUGAGGCCAAAUUAUAUAUGAGGUCAUAAGGAAACUUGAUCCGUGGAUGAGAAUAAGCAGCUCCUAGUAGUAGUCAGCACCUGAACUGGGAGGGUUUACCUGCAAUAUUAUACUAGUCUGGGAAAAAAACAACUAUUUCCAAGGUCUAUUAAGCCAAACUUUCACAAGUAUGCAAAGUACCCUCUUAACCUAUGCAAACUAAACGUACGUGUGUGUAUUUAUUUUCAAGUUUUUAGUAAAAUUGUGUUUAUUCAUGAUUCUACACAUGUUUAAUGCAAUGCUAUAUUUCUGUUCCAGUAAUUAGUUUGCAAUGAUAUUUAAUAGGAUUUCAGUCUGUGAAAUAUGACUGGGUCUUUCAGCAAUUAAAACUGUGCUGACAGAUUUACUACUUUUUAUUGAAGGUCUGACAUUUUUGUUUUACAAUUCAGUGAAGUGUGCACCACAGACUUUUGCUCUUGAUGUGGCAGAUGCAGGUAUAGAUUGAAGGUUUUUAUCUUUUAUUUUUUUUCCCCUACUGUAAAUGAGAAAUUAUGUAUGAAAAGAAGCUUGAGGCAAACUAUCAACUGAAAUAUUGUUAGAGAAACAGAGUUAGCAGGUGCACACUUGAGACAGUCUUUGAUGUUCUUAGCAUUAGUGUUUUUCUUGCAUUCCAAAAGUUUAGAAAACCGAAUAAUUUGUAGCCUGUUCAGUGACUUUGCUAAGUUAAUUAAGAUGCAUUACAAUUCCAUUUUCCUAUGGUCCUUUAUCCGUCACUGCUGUGUUGUUUCUUGGUAUCCUUAAUUACAGCGGUACUAUUUUUUUUUUUUUUUUCUACCUAUAUUUUUCCAGACUGAACUAUAUUAUCUUACUCUAUGCUAUGAGGACAUUUUAGAGUCUUGAUCACAUUCACAGAGCAAACACUAUACAUAUUUAGUAAUAGAAGGUAGGUCUGUUUUAAGAAGCACUGAAGGACUAAGAUUAAUUUUUAUAUUGUGUUAUGCAAUAGACAAUGCAUUAUGUAAAUGACAAAACAAAAUACAGGUUUUUGAGCUGCGAACUUGGGCGCAGUUUUCCAAUUUAAAGACUUCUCAUAAAGCAAGCCUGGAGUCCACAGACAUGGGGAGAAUGUAGACAGGCUCUAGCAGAGCACACUUGUCACUUAUAUUAUCGCUGUGGAGCUAGCGGAAGAUAAUCUCCCUGACUGUUCGACAGCCAAUUAUGCAUUUUUGCAAUGAUUUAUAAAAGUGCCAAUUUUAAUUGAAAUCUGUACUGUAGUAAACUACUAUUAAAAUGAACAUAUGCUAACACAUAAAGCACUUCAGUAACCUCAAGUGGUUUAUCUGUGUGGAGUCUUCCAUUAAGGUUCUUUAAAGGGAAACUCCAGUGCCAGGAAAACAAUUUUUUUUUCUUGGUACUGCAGAUCCCCUCUACCUUCCACCCAGGGUCGGUGCAAGGAUUUUUGCCACCUUAGGCAAAAAAAUUUUUGCCGCCCACCAUGUGACAUCACAAUGCUCCGCCCAUAUGCUCUGCCAUAUGGGCCAACGCCAGUCUUCACAAAGUGUCUUUUAUCUGAAAAGACAGUGUGUUUACAUUAAAAAGCCUACAGGCACAGGCUAUAGACACCAGAACCACUACAUUAAGCUGUAGUGCUUCUGGUGACUAUAGUAUCCAAUGUGAGGUACAUUAGAGAUUAGUGCCACUAAUAAUAUAUUGGAUUGCCUACUUACCACCAGAUGAGGACAAGAGGCUGAUGAUGGGCUCAGUCUGGCUCCACAGGUCUGGUGUAAAACAGGAAGCAGCGCCAUUUUUUGGGGCCCCUUACACAGCUCAAGGUCUGGGCCCCCAGGGCUUGACCGUGAGUAUGCCUACAAUGCCCACCCAUAAAUCCACCUACAUGGCCCACUUAUGAGUUCUCUCACAGGUAGUGGAGUGUAUGUGUGUAGGGGAUGUUUUAUGUGUUAUUGUAGAGGAUGCAAUGUGUGUGUGUUCUUAUAGAAUGUAGUGUAUAGGGAUACCAAUUUGUGUAAGGGAUGUAGUGUGUGUAUAGUGGAUGCAGUGUGUGUUUGCGUGUAAGGAAUGCAUUGUUUGUUUCUGGGUGGGUGUGUGUGCGCAAGGGAUGCAAGGUGUGUUUCUGUGUAUGCAAUUGAAUGCAGUGUGUGUCUGUAAGGGGUGCAUUGAGUGUGUCGGGUGUGUCUGUGUUAGUAAGGAUGCAUUGUAUGUUUCUGUGUGUGUGUGUGGGGAUGAAUUGUGUAUGUGUGUAGUGUAAAAGAGAGGGUUUGUGGGGUAGGAUAGGGACUGAGAGGGGAGCAGCUCUUUAUUUUGUUUAAAAAAAAAAAAUUCAUAGUGCUCUCCCCUCCUGUCAAUUAGUGUUCUCUCUUUCUGUCCCUUAGUGCUCUCCCUUGGCCCCCUGUCCCUCUGCAGUCCCCCCUUGGUGGUCUUCUCACUCCCCUCUCUCCCUCUUAGUGGUCCUCCCUCCCUCAGUGGUCCGCCCUCCCCCCCCUUGGUGGUCCUUCCCUCCUGCCCCAGCAGUGGUCCUCCCUCUGGACCCCCUAGUGGACCUCCCUCUCCUAAGUGGUCCUUACUCCUCCCCCCUCUCCCUCCUUACUCCCCCCCCUCUCCCUCAGGGUCCUUACUCCCCCUCCCUCAGUGAUGUACUCCCCCUCUCCCUCAGUGGGUGCCGCCUCCCCCCUCUCCCUCAGUGGUCCUUACUCCCCCCCCUCUCCCUCAGUGGUCCUUGGUCCUUAUUCCCCCUCUCCCUCAGUGGUCCUUACUCCCCCCUCUCCCUCUCCCCCCCCCUCCCUCAAUGGUCCUUACUCCCCCCACCCCUCUCCCUCCAGUGUGGUCCUUGUUCCCCCCCCCUCUCCUCAGUGGUCCUUAUUCCCCCCCCUCUCCCUCAGUGGUCCUUACUCCCCCUUCUCCUCAUUGGUCCCUCCCCCCCUCUCUCAGUGGUCCUUACCCCCCCCUUACCCCCCCCCCCCUCUCCCUCAGUGGUCCUUACCCCCCCCACUCUCCCUCGGUGGUCCUUACUCCCCCUCUCCCUCCCCCCCUCCCCCCUCUCCCUCAGUGGUCCUUACUCCCCCCUCUCCCUCAGUGGUCCUUACUCCCCCCCCUCUCCCUCAGUGGUCCUUGCUCCCCCCCUCUCCCUCAGUGGUCCUUGCUCCUCCCUCUCCCUCAGUGGUCCUCCCCCCCCUCCCUCCCCCUCUCCCUCCUUACCCCCUCUCCCUGGUGCUUACCCCCCCCUCUCCCUCAGUGGUUAUCCCCCCCUCUCCUCAGUGGUCCUUGCCCCCCCCCUCUCUCCUCGUGGUCAUAUCCCCCUCUCCCUCAGUGGUCCUUAUCCCCCCCCUCUCCCUCCGGUGGUCCCCCCUCUCCUCAGUGGUCCUUACUCUCCCCUCUCCUCAGUGGUCAGUGGUCCUUGGUCCUCCUCCCCUCGGUGGGUCCUUACUCCCUCACUCCCCUCAGUGGUCGCCUCCCCCCCUCCCUCAGUGGUCCCCCCCCUCCCACUGCUUACUCCCCCCCCUCCCUCCCAGUGGUCCUUACUCCCCCCCCCCCUCCCUCAGCGGUCCUUACUCCCCCCCACCCUCCCUCAGCGGUCUUACUCCCCCCUCCUCUCAGCGGUCCUCCCCCCUCUCCCCAGGUCCUUACUCCCAGUGGUCGCGGGUCCCCCCCUCCUUGGUUCCGCGCCGCCCGGCCACGCUACAUUUUUUGUGCUAUGAUACAGGAAGUGCCCUCUAGUGGCUGUCUAGUAGACAGCCACUAGAGGUGGAGUUAACCCUGCAAGGUAAUGAUUGCAGUUUAUAAAAAAAACUGCAAUAAUUACACUUGCAGGGUUGAGUAGUGGGAGAUGGCACCCAGACCACUCCAAUGGGCAUAAGUGGUCUGGGUGCCUGGAGUGUCCCUUUAAGUACAUGUACUGCUAAUUCUCAGUGCUUGUAGGGAGUUAUAGCCAACAAUUCUUUAGUCAGUCCUGACCCUUUUACUGUAACUAAUGGAGUGUUGUGCAAAUGCCCUGUAGGGUUUUGGCUUGUAGCUGCAAUUAUUUGUGCAGAGUACUGUAAUUAUUUUUUUAUUUUUUUUUAUAAAGGAGACUGGAAUUUAAGAACCCCUUGUACCAUAACCUAUUAAAGGAGCAUACAUGGUUAUAGUGUUUUUGUAAGUUGAGUCCCAUCACCUAAUCACUUUACAUUGGUAUGACAUAGAGAAUGUAUUUUUUUUCACACCCAAAAAGUUUGUUCCUUUAUUUUUGUUUAAAUUUAGGGCCUCUACCCUUAGUUUAGUUUAAAGGGACACUAUAGGCACAAAAAUUUCCCUUAAAUGAUUGAUUAACCAUGUUUAUCUUUUCUCUAGAUAAUGUCAAAGAUCAUCCUCAGCAGCAACCUGGUAUGAUUUCCCGUGUAACAGGUGGCAUUUUCAGCAUCACCAAAGGAGCUGUUGGAGCCACCAUAGGAGGUGUCGCCUGGAUCGGAGGAAAAAGUUAUGAAGUUACCAAAACAGCGGUCACAUCUGUACCUAGCAUAGGUGUUGGAAUUGUCAAAGGUGGAGUGUCUGCUGUCACUGGUAGUGUCGCUGCAGUGGGAUCUGUUGUCUCCAGUAAAGUGAGCGGGAAAAAAAAAGACAAGUCUGACUGAUUCAAGCUAUUCCUGACUGAUUCGAGCUAACCCCAGCCGUGAUAUGACUUCUGGGACUAGUUGAGCAACAGCCACACUACAUAAGACUUUUAUUUUAAUAAUGCUGUUGUGGCUGUUGGUGUAAGCACAUGAAAUCACAGAAGAAAAGCCAUGAUCUCAGGCUAUGAAGGUUCAUUCAUACUGCAGUUCAUUUGUUACAUUGUAAUACUCCAAACCAAAUCAUGUGUAUGAAGGUGGGGGAAAAAAACCUAGUUUCAAUAUUCUGUUGCAAAAUGCAAUUUGUUAGAUCUGCUAUGUGCAUUUGUGAGUGUGUGGGGUUGUGUGGUUUUUGUUUCAUAUUACUGUUCUGCACCAUAAUGUAGUCCCGGCUGGCUGCAUCUAAUUGCUUUUUUUUCUAUUUGACUGUAAGACAUAGGUCAGAUUAGCACAUGCAUAAAUGAGUAGAAAUGAAUCCUAAAUAGGAAAGUUUUUUUUUUGUUUUUGUUUUUUUAUUCCUCCGCUUCAGAGCCAAUGAAAUUGUGAGUGAAUCCAAUAAGUUGGGGGAAAAAAAAGCUGCAUUUUAAGGGUCACUUGAGCUGUAUUUUUAUAGGUGUCCAACAAUUUCAAUUCUUGUAGCUACAAAUUGAAACUUUUUUUUUUUUUUUUAAUUAUGUUUGUAAUACAAUAAAAUUCGGUUGGUCCGUGCAUUAGGAGCAAUUUUUUUUUUCUCUGCCUAUAUUUUCUUUUUAGUUGCUGCUUGACUAGUUUUGUGCACCUUCCUUGCAUUUUUUUGGAAUUUUUUUUUUUUUGCUUGUAAUUUAUUCUAAGACUUAAAAUCACAUUUUAUUUUAAUUGUGAUCACGUUUUAGUCCUAUUUUCUGGCGAUGUUAGUGCCUUAUAGCGUAAAAAAAAAAUACCUUAACCUCAGGAACACUACAUAUUUUUUUUUUUUUUUUCCCUACACAGACUGCCCCGUAACAUUUGAUCUUUCAUAGUUUAAAAAUCCAUUUGAACACUCCUUAUACAAUUGUUAUGUAAACCAGGACUUCUUUUACUAGUGUCAUUGAAUAUCAAAGGUCCAGUUUCAGUGGGGAUAUUUAUAGAAUAUGGACUGUUCUGACCAGCGAUGAUGAGUUUUUUUGUUUUUUGUUUUUUGUUUUUUUUUAAAUAUACUUUGAAAAUUAGCCUGCUUGCGCUCUUUGAAUACAGCAUAUAUUUACUGUAUUUUUUUUAUGCAUAAUUUUACUGCUGAAUGCUCAGUCGGCGUGCAAUGUAAUGUUCUGUUAUCAGCCAAUGUGUUUGGUUUUUUUUUGUAUUUUUUUUUUUUUUGUAUUUUUAAUAUUCCUUUCAGAAUUGUGUGAAGAUCUUCGACCACUUGAACUGUGAAACGUGGUGAGAAUAAAAAAUAAAGGUUGUGCCUGAAUGUUUUUCUGAAUUUUUUUAUUUUUUUUUAUUCUGUAAAUAGAAAUCUGUCCUUUUAAUGCUGCAUAACAUAUAUAAGAAAACAAUGUGGAAAAUGCUCAUUGGAAUUAAAGGAGACAAUCAAAACACCUUCAUGUCUCUUGUCAGUCUAUAUUUACAGUGAUUUGUAAAAAUCACUUUUAGCUAAAUGCCUGCAAAUUCUGAGACUAUAUAAAUCUCAUAACAAGGAGCAGACUUCUUUGGAAUGUCAUUGUUUUUUUAAAGGAGCCUGUACAAUGCUGCUAGUAGCUUCAUUCAUGCAAAAGUACAUGUGAGGCUAUUUGUCAAGCAAAUACAUACACUAUGAUGUGGUUGCUGUAAGCUUAUGAAGUAGCUACAGAUUUGAAGCAAAUUGAUUAAAAAUGGUUUUUAACUUUGUGUUUUGGUUUUAAAAUUGUAGAUUCAAUUUGCAUAUUUAGCAUAAAUAAAAGGAAAUAUUCCCCAAGUAAGUGGAUUAAUCUCAUAAGAGCAGGCAUUAGGAUGCUAGAGUAGGACCUGCCAAGAAUGGGGUACAUUAACGUGGUGGCAUACUGGGGCGGCCUUAUGCAAUAUAUAAUCAUAUACUGUAACUUAAACCAUUAUUUUUGCCUAGAUUAGGUUAUUUUUAAUAAAACAUAUUCUGUGAGUCUUGAAAUUGCUGUUUAGUGAAUGAGUGCACUGAAUCUUGUAUGUAGUAUAAAUUGGCCCCAGCAGCACUUAUAUGUACCUUGUAUGGUUUUUUUUGUGUGUGUGUGUGUGUGUGUGUAUAUGUAUGUAUAUGUGUGUGUGUGUGUGUGUGUGUGUAUAUGUAUGUAUAUAUAUAUGUGUGUGUGUGUAUAUGUAUGUAUAUAUGUGUGUGUGUGUGUAUAUGUAUAUGUAUGUAUAUAU
Pelobates cultripes (western spadefoot toad) is the source of this 20475-nucleotide messenger RNA. The record is from the annotation of a GenBank genome assembly. NCBI's taxonomy places the organism in Eukaryota, Metazoa, Chordata, Amphibia, Anura, Pelobatidae.